UCCUCUUCCUCUUCGCGUUAGUUCCGGUCGCAGAGGAGACACCGCCGCACUUGCCGCCACCUCGGGGAUUUCUGGCUCUUUUCUCUUCGCCUUAAAUUCGGGUGUCUUUUAUGAAUAAUCAAAAGCAGCAAAAGCCAACGCUAUCAGGCCAGCGUUUUAAAACCAGAAAAAGAGAUGAAAAGGAGAGGUUUGACCCUACUCAGUUUCAAGACUGUAUUAUUCAAGGCUUAACUGAAACUGGUACUGAUUUGGAAGCAGUAGCUAAGUUUCUUGAUGCUUCUGGAGCAAAACUUGACUACCGCCGCUAUGCAGAAACACUCUUUGACAUUCUGGUGGCCGGCGGAAUGCUGGCCCCAGGUGGUACACUGGCAGAUGACAUGAUGCGUACCGAUGUCUGCGUGUUUGCAGCACAAGAAGACUUAGAGACCAUGCAAGCAUUUGCUCAGGUUUUCAACAAGUUAAUCAGGCGCUACAAAUACCUGGAGAAAGGUUUUGAAGAUGAAGUAAAAAAGCUGUUGCUGUUCUUAAAGGGUUUUUCAGAGUCGGAGAGGAACAAACUGGCUAUGUUGACUGGUGUCCUUCUGGCUAAUGGGACACUUAAUGCAUCCAUUCUUAAUAGCCUUUAUAAUGAGAAUUUGGUUAAAGAAGGGGUUUCAGCAGCUUUUGCUGUAAAGCUCUUUAAAUCAUGGAUAAAUGAAAAAGACAUCAAUGCAGUAGCUGCCAGUCUUCGAAAAGUCAGCAUGGAUAACAGACUGAUGGAACUUUUUCCUGCCAAUAAGCAGAGCGUGGAACACUUCACGAAGUAUUUUACUGAGGCAGGCUUAAAAGAGCUUUCUGAGUACGUUCGGAAUCAGCAAACCAUAGGAGCUCGUAAGGAGCUCCAGAAAGAACUUCAGGAACAGAUGUCCCGUGGUGAUCCAUUUAAGGAUAUAAUUUUAUAUGUCAAGGAGGAGAUGAAAAAGAACAACAUCCCAGAACCAGUUGUUAUUGGGAUAGUCUGGUCAAGUGUGAUGAGCACCGUGGAGUGGAACAAAAAAGAGGAGCUUGUAGCAGAGCAAGCCAUCAAGCACUUGAAGCAAUACAGCCCUCUACUUGCUGCCUUUACUACUCAAGGUCAAUCUGAGCUGACUCUGUUGCUGAAGAUUCAGGAGUAUUGCUAUGACAACAUUCAUUUCAUGAAAGCCUUCCAGAAAAUAGUGGUGCUUUUUUAUAAAGCUGAAGUACUGAGUGAAGAGCCCAUUCUGAAGUGGUAUAAAGAUGCCCAUGUUGCCAAGGGGAAAAGUGUCUUCCUCGAGCAAAUGAAAAAGUUCGUAGAAUGGCUCAAAAAUGCUGAAGAAGAAUCUGAGUCCGAAGCUGAAGAAGGUGACUGAAUUUUGAAACUCCAUCCUCAGUAAAGCAAACAGGAGUUGUAGAUAAAUGUCACGUCUCAUGUGUCCUGGUUCUUACAUCUUCCUACCUCCCUAUAUCAAGCAUGAUAUAAGGGCUUUCAUGGCAAAUUUAUUUUAACUGUUUCUAUGGUUACUGGAAAUGUUGGAUUUAGUUUCUAAAACCAUGUUUUAAGUAGCUACAGGAGCUGUAGAUUUGAAUCUAAUGUUGCUUUAGGGUUUUUUUUUUUUUUCAGUUAUCUUCUACCUCCUGUAUUUUUUACUGUAAUAAUGUAAUUUAAGGCCUUCCACAAUGAACACUUCACUUUAUUCCUUGGGUUUUUCUAUAUAACAGUUUUCAAGAUAUGAUUUGGUUAAAAAUAAUUUGUUAGAAAAAUUCUGUUUUGCAAAUUAAACUGUAAAAGUAUCCAAAGUCUCGAAAGGCAAUGAUUUGUGUGAUAAUUUGGUAUGUCCAGAGCCCUGUUCAUCAAUGAAAAUCUUAGAUGAUAAGUGAACCCAUUAAAUAUGAACCUGAAUAUUGGGACCAUUGCUGUGUGUUACCAUAUUCUUGUCUUUUAAACCCCAGGUGUCCUUAGGUUGUUUGCUGGUUUUUAUCCUCAAUGAAGGUAUAGAGAACAAACUUUAGAAGUUUGAGAAAUCAUAUGUGGCAGAAGUGGGGGGAAGAAGAGUCGAGCUUUUUCCCACUAAGAAACUUCUGCACUGUUUGAAUCUUUCAGGCAAAGAAAAUGGCUAUUCUUUUCAUAUAAGCAUUUCCAAGGAUACCUUAGAAAGUCUUUAUCAAUUAAAAUAUUUUAUGCUCAGAAUAUACUUAAAUUGAUAUGAAAGGACCUAUAAAGAAUUGUUAAGGAAAUGACUGCUGUAUUAAACGCCAGUAAAAAUGGUUAAAUGCUAAGGAUGAGCAUGUUCUAAUUGAGGAUCUAAAUGUGACUUGUAUUUCCUAUUGGUUUAGAAUACUUGUAAAGAAUGAAGUGUAAUGUAACUAUGUAUUCCCACUUGGUCUUACUGGACGGGCUUCAUUCUAUUACCACAGUAAGGCCUCAAGCACCUGGCUAUUAACGUACCCUUCCAUUUUGCCUUUUUUUUUUUUUUUUAAUUGCCACAAGCCAAAUAUAUCUUCUAAAUGAUGGAUCCAUUUAAUGGCUGCCUUUCCAUUUUCAUCUCUCUUUUUGUUACCUAUCUGUAAAUGUAGUCAAUAAUGGGGGAAAUCUAGCCAAAUUUUUGUGUGCAAAGGCAUGGUAAAAUUAAUUUUUUGAAGGUUUUUAAUUGGCAGAAAAAAUAGCUUAGAAUAAUGCCACCCGGAGACUUAGUGGAAAUCGCCACUUUGAAGGUACCAUUCAUUAGUUGGGUGUUUAAAAAGUUCAUCUUGAGGGAAUAACGUGUAAUAUAAUUUGAAAUAAAGAUAAGGUAAUCUUAAGAGCGCUAUAACUGAUAACAUUGUGACUGGGGUGAGUUUGUUAAGUGAAUAACUUUGAUAAAGUUUUCAUGCACAGGCAAAAUGUAUUUACUAGAUUUCUAUGUAGUAUUCUGCUUUUACUUUGUAAUUUGUAGUCCUCAAGAAUUUUUUUUUUUAAAUAAAGUCCAUCCUUACACUUA
Messenger RNA from Dipodomys spectabilis (banner-tailed kangaroo rat), 2978 nucleotides. RefSeq names its product basic leucine zipper and W2 domains 1 (gene Bzw1). Gene Ontology annotation, cellular component: cytoplasm; membrane. The transcript has 12 exons. Gene Ontology annotation, molecular function: protein binding. The record is from RefSeq and is a predicted model, not a curated record. Lineage: Eukaryota; Metazoa; Chordata; Mammalia; Rodentia; Heteromyidae. The coding region runs from base 111 to 1370 and encodes 419 amino acids.